AUGCCAGACCCCCCAGGACCCACCGACCCAGCCCUGAUCUACAGCAACGGCUGGGCAGGGCUGAGCAUCCUGGAGCCCCAGCCCUGCUGCGAGAGCCGGGACGCCUGGUACUUCAGGGUGGGCUUCUCUUCCGAGCAAAGCCAGCUGGUGUUUGCAGCCAAGGUCCCCAAGGUGGGCUGCUCCAGCCUGGGGGUGCAGAGCUCCCUCGGGACACACUGCAACAUCCAGAGCCUGAUCGGCCGCCUCACUGACCACCUUCCUCAGGAGCUGCAGCUCCUGGGAAGAGAUGGAGAGCAGAACUGGUCCCCUUCUGGAGAGGAGCCAGCUCAUCCUGCCACCCGCCCUGUCCUGCAGGUUCUUCUUUCCCCUGAGGUUCCCUACCAGACCCUGGAGGGCUUUGUGAAGGGAUCCCAUGGUUUGCACAGGACCAGCCCUGGGCACUAUGAACGUCUGGCUUGUCUCCUCCUCCUGCAGGUGUGCAUGGGGCUGGAGCACCUCCACAGACAGAACGUGGGGCUGGGGGACCUCUGCCCCCAGAACCUGCUGCUGGUGCAGUGCCCCUGUCCUGCCCAGAGCCAGCAAGGCAAGGAGGCACCCCUGGGGCUGUCCCUUCCAAGGCUGCUCAUCAGCAGCUUCUUCAAGGUCCAAGACAAGCAAAGACCUUGUUCUACCAGCCAAGAGCAGGACUGGACCAAGGGGCUCACUGCUGCACCCUCCCCAGUGGCAGAUGAGCUGCAGGUAGGCAUGCUGAUCUAUCAGAUCCUGCACGUGGACAUCUCUCUGGAAGAUGCCUUGGGGUUCAGAAACAACAGACUUCCUGAAAUCCCUCCCUUGUCCAUCUAUUCCACGGGACUCAAGCGUCUGGCCGUGCUGCUUCUCCACAGAGAUCCCUGCAAGAGGGUCUCCAUCCAGCAGGCCAGGAGCAUCCUGCAGGUCCUGCUCUGGGGGCCUCGCCAGGAGCUCUUUGCCAGCAGCAAGAAGACCCUCACCCUGCUCAGGAGCUGGGUGGAGCUGAAGAGGGCUCUGCUGCUCCUCAAGUUUGCAGAGGAUUCAGCUGGGGCAGGGACAAGGCCCAGCCUGGAGGACUGGCUGUGCUGCCAGUACUUCCAGAAGGUCACAGAACACACUCUCUACCAAGUCACCCAGGCUCUCUACACUCCCUGA
Molecule: messenger RNA, 1164 nt
Organism: Chaetura pelagica (chimney swift)
Lineage: Eukaryota; Metazoa; Chordata; Aves; Apodiformes; Apodidae
Gene: PEAK3
Product: chromosome unknown open reading frame, human C19orf35
Exons: 3
Coding region: 1-1164 (387 amino acids)
Biological process (GO): protein phosphorylation
Cellular component (GO): actin cytoskeleton; focal adhesion
Molecular function (GO): ATP binding; protein kinase activity
Source: RefSeq, a predicted model, not a curated record